Molecule: messenger RNA, 4836 nt
Organism: Hipposideros armiger (great roundleaf bat)
Lineage: Eukaryota; Metazoa; Chordata; Mammalia; Chiroptera; Hipposideridae
Gene: PTPRK
Product: protein tyrosine phosphatase receptor type K
Exons: 29
Biological process (GO): protein dephosphorylation
Molecular function (GO): protein binding; protein tyrosine phosphatase activity
Source: RefSeq, a predicted model, not a curated record
GCACUAUUAUAUAGUUCUGGAUUUUUUCAGUAUACCUAAGAAGUUUCUGAAACUUUUUUUUCACCAAGAAGAACCUAUGCGAACCCCAAAGACUUUAAAGAUUGCCGAGAUACAGGCAAGACGCAUUGCUGUGGACUGGGAAUCCUUGGGUUACAACAUUACUCGUUGCCAUACCUUUAAUGUCACUAUCUGCUACCAUUACUUCCGUGGUCACAACGAGAGCAAGGCCGACUGUUUGGACAUGGAUCCCAAGGCCCCUCAGCAUGUUGUGAACCAUCUGCCACCUUAUACAAAUGUCAGCCUCAAGAUGAUCCUAACCAACCCAGAAGGCAGGAAGGAGAGUGAGGAGACGAUUAUUCAAACUGAUGAAGAUGUGCCUGGCCCUGUACCAGUCAAUUCUCUUCAAGGAACAUCCUUUGAAAAUAAGAUUUUCUUGAACUGGAAAGAGCCUUUGGAUCCAAAUGGAAUCAUCACUCAAUAUGAGGUUAGCUACAGCAGCAUAAGAUCUUUUGAUCCUGCAGUCCCAGUGGCUGGACCUCCACAGACUGUAUCAAAUUUAUGGAACAGUACACACCAUGUCUUUAUGCAUCUCCAUCCUGGAACCACGUACCAGUUUUUCAUAAGAGCCAGCACAGUCAAAGGCUUUGGGCCAGCCACAACCAUCAAUGUGACAACCAACAUCUCAGCUCCAACUUUGCCUGACUAUGAAGGAGUUGAUGCCUCUCUCAAUGAAACUGCCACCACAAUAACUGUAUUGUUGAGACCAGCACAGGCCAAAGGUGCACCUAUCAGCGCCUAUCAGAUUGUUGUGGAAGAGCUGCACCCACACCGCACCAAGCGCGAGGCCGGAGCAAUGGAAUGCUACCAGGUUCCCGUCACCUACCAGAAUGCCAUGAGCGGGGGCGCACCCUACUAUUUUGCAGCAGAGCUCCCCCCAGGGAACCUUCCGGAACCUGCCCCAUUCACAGUGGGGGACAACAGGACGUAUCAGGGCUUUUGGAACCCCCCUUUGGCUCCACGCAAAGGGUACAACAUCUAUUUCCAGGCAAUGAGCAGUGUGGAGAAGGAAACUAAAACCCAGUGUGUACGGAUUGCUACAAAAGCAGCAGCAACAGAAGAACCAGAAGUGAUUCCAGACCCAGCCAAGCAGACAGACAGAGUGGUGAAAAUAGCAGGAAUCAGUGCUGGAAUUUUGGUGUUCAUCCUCCUUCUUCUGGUUGUCAUAUUAAUUGUGAAAAAGAGAUAUAUAUGUUGGAGAAGACACAUCUGCAUUAGAAAUAUUAGGAGGAGCUACUAUUCUUACUCCUACUACCUCAAGCUUGCUAAGAAACGCAAAGAUGCUCUGGGGAGCACGCGGCAGGAGAUGACCCACAUGGUGAACGCUAUGGAUCGAAGUUACGCUGAUCAGAGCACGCUGCAUGCAGAAGAUCCUCUUUCCAUCACCUUCAUGGAUCAACAUAAUUUUAGUCCAAGAUUGCCCAGUGAUCCACUUGUGCCGACUGCUGUGUUAGUCCCUAUAACUGAUGAGAACCACAGCGCUACAGCAGAGUCCAGUCGCCUUCUUGAUGUACCUCGCUACCUCUGUGAGGGGACAGAGUCCCCAUACCAGACAGGACAGCUGCACCCAGCCAUCAGGGUGGCCGACUUACUGCAGCACAUUAAUCUCAUGAAGACAUCAGACAGCUAUGGGUUCAAAGAGGAAUAUGAGAGCUUCUUUGAAGGACAGUCGGCAUCUUGGGAUGUAGCUAAAAAAGAUCAAAAUAGAGCAAAAAACCGAUAUGGAAACAUUAUAGCAUAUGAUCACUCCAGAGUAAUUUUGCAACCUGUCGAAGAUGACCCUUCUUCAGAUUACAUUAACGCCAACUAUAUAGAUAUUUGGCUGUACAGGGAUGGCUACCAGAGACCAAGCCACUACAUUGCAACACAAGGCCCAGUUCAUGAAACAGUGUAUGAUUUCUGGAGAAUGAUCUGGCAAGAACAAUCUGCCUGCAUUGUGAUGGUUACAAAUUUAGUUGAGGUUGGCCGGGUUAAGUGCUAUAAGUAUUGGCCUGAUGAUACUGAAGUUUAUGGUGACUUCAAAGUAACUUGUGUAGAAAUGGAGCCACUUGCAGAAUAUGUAGUUAGGACAUUCACCCUGGAAAGGAGGGGAUACAAUGAGAUCCGUGAAGUUAAACAGUUCCAUUUCACUGGCUGGCCUGACCACGGAGUGCCCUAUCAUGCUACGGGGCUUCUUUCCUUCAUCCGCCGAGUCAAGUUCUCUAACCCCCCCAGUGCUGGCCCCAUCGUUGUGCAUUGCAGUGCUGGUGCUGGACGAACUGGCUGUUACAUUGUGAUUGAUAUCAUGCUGGACAUGGCUGAAAGAGAGGGUGUUGUUGACAUCUACAACUGUGUCAAAGCCUUAAGAUCCCGUCGUAUCAAUAUGGUCCAGACAGAGGAACAGUACAUUUUUAUUCAUGAUGCCAUUUUAGAAGCCUGCUUAUGUGGAGAAACUGCCAUACCUGUCUGUGAAUUUAAAGCUGCAUAUUUUGAUAUGAUUAGAAUAGACUCCCAGACUAACUCUUCACAUCUCAAAGAUGAAUUCCAGACCUUGAAUUCAGUCACCCCUCGACUACAAGCUGAAGACUGCAGCAUAGCAUGCCUGCCAAGGAACCAUGACAAGAACCGUUUCAUGGACAUGCUACCACCUGACAGAUGUCUGCCUUUUUUAAUUACAAUUGAUGGGGAGAGUAGUAACUACAUCAAUGCUGCUCUGAUGGAUAGCUACAGGCAGCCAGCUGCCUUCAUCGUCACACAGUACCCUCUGCCAAACACUGUAAAGGACUUCUGGAGAUUGGUGUAUGAUUAUGGCUGUACUUCCAUUGUGAUGUUAAAUGAAGUGGACUUAUCCCAGGGCUGCCCUCAGUACUGGCCAGAAGAAGGGAUGCUACGAUAUGGCCCUAUCCAAGUGGAAUGUAUGUCUUGUUCAAUGGAUUGUGAUGUGAUAAACAGGAUUUUUAGGAUAUGCAAUCUAACAAGGCCACAGGAAGGGUAUCUGAUGGUACAGCAGUUUCAGUAUCUAGGGUGGGCUUCUCAUCGAGAAGUGCCUGGCUCCAAACGGUCCUUUUUGAAACUGAUACUGCAGGUGGAAAAGUGGCAGGAGGAAUGUGAGGAAGGGGAAGGCCGGACGAUCAUCCACUGCCUAAAUGGUGGUGGGCGAAGUGGUAUGUUCUGUGCUAUAGGGAUUGUUGUUGAAAUGGUGAAACGGCAAAAUGUUGUCGAUGUGUUCCAUGCGGUCAAGACACUAAGGAACAGCAAGCCCAACAUGGUGGAGGCUCCGGAGCAGUACCGUUUCUGCUAUGAUGUAGCUUUGGAAUACCUGGAAUCAUCUUAGCUGGGUGAGACCUCAGCAUCCAGACAGAAACCUUUUCCUCUGUUGAGCCAGCUGCUGUUGUACCUAUUACACCUGUGCAGAAAGAUUUUAAUGUGGGGGGCGGGAGACUUUUCCAUUUGAGAGGUGAAAGUAUUUUUCUUAUGGAGUUGUGUAUCUUAAUAAAAAAUGACUCAAUUAGUUUCUAUUACUGUAUGAAAGCAUCCACAUUUCGUGCCACAUAAAUUAUAUUUAAUAAGAACCAGAUUCAAAUGAGACUUAUCAGUGUUUGUACAGUGAAUUGCAGCCGUUUUUCUCCUGGUUUUGCUAGCGCAGCCACCACAUGUUGCAUGAAUUAGUACUUUCUAUGUGGCAUUUUUCUCCCUUUUUUAGAUAAAAGAUGUUAACUCUUUAAAGGAAGAAGAAAGAAAAGCUGUGCAAAUUCAUAGUAAAGUUCAUUUUCUUAUGUUUCAAGUGUAGCAGAUCUCUAUAUAAAUAUAUAAAUAUAUAUAACUGGCUUAUUUUCUCUUAAUGUGCAAUGAUGGCUGGAUCAUUAAAAGUUCUUUUUAGAAAAACAAAAAACAAAACAUAAGCCAAAGACUCAAGUGUAAAUAUGUCUAUAUGGAGAAAGCACAUUAUAUUUAUUGGUUACUGACAUUCCUUUUUUUGAUGGCUAAAAUACUACCACCACAAUCAUUUUUUUUUUGAAGAAAGCUUUUUCUUUCACUAAAAUCAAUUGUAAACGAUUUUUGUAGAUUAUUUUUUGUAUGUUUUAGUGUAAGUAGAGGAUAAACUUUUUAUUCAUAAAUCAGGAAGCAGUGCUCUUUAUAGUGAUUCUCUUGUGUACAUGCUUGUGAAUUAAAUUGAUGUAAAACACCUUGGCAAUUGGGUCUUUAUUAAUAUAGGACCAAAUUAAAACAUUUUGCUGAAAAUGUAUAAUUUUUCACAAUUUCACUAGUUAAAGAGAUAAUGGUUUGGUGAUCAUAUAUGAGAAUCAAACACAUUCAAAGGCCUUGCUGGUGAUGCAAUAUUGAACAUAGCCUUUAAGCAUCAUUUAAAUUUUAAAGGCAUUGAUUUUUCAGCCUAUGACCAAGCACUGGUCAAGAAAACAAAAUGGCAACAUUUAUAAUUUCAGGGUCAAGCUUUAGCAAACUGUAAACUGUCAAGGUGAUAAAAUGUUUUGCUUUUGUUUUUGUUUUCAUUUUUUUGGAUGUUUACAUGCACAAGCUUCAGGUUCUGACCAUAGAAAGUGUGGACAAAUCAAUGCCACAUUCCUGUUUCGUGCAUUGUCGUGGGAGUCUCAAGUGAACCUUUUUAAAUGUGGUCUAGUCCACGUUCUCCCUGUAGCUGUAAGUAACUUCACAUCACCAGCUUGCAGUUUAUUAUUGACUAAAGCAUUCCAGUAUCCUCUUUCUAGAUUGCCAGUACAUGACAUGGUGCUUAUAAAGAUUGGAUUAAAGUAAGAGUGAAUAAAGUUUUUAUAAUUACAA